Sciurus carolinensis (gray squirrel) is the source of this 1743-nucleotide messenger RNA. It is a transcript of the gene Psme3ip1, whose product is annotated as proteasome activator subunit 3 interacting protein 1. Gene Ontology annotation, cellular component: nucleus. The record is from RefSeq and is a predicted model, not a curated record. Lineage: Eukaryota; Metazoa; Chordata; Mammalia; Rodentia; Sciuridae.
GAGCGACCUUUGAGGUGGCGGUUUGGGGUGGGCGCCACCGAGGGGAGGGAGUCUCGCCUCCCGCGCGCUGGUAGGUGAGUGCGGCCUGGGUCCUGGCCAGGCGUCGAAACCUGGACUUCUUCGCUGAGGAGAUGGCCUAUCACUUUCCUGCUGUACAGACUGGACUCCAUCACUAAAGCUCUUUGAGUACCUGAUAUUCUCCGUCUGAAUUUCUUGGAAGCAAUUGCAGACUGAUCGUUCAUUAUGGAUGGAGGGGAUGAUGGUAACCUUGUCAAAAAGCGGUUUGUGUCUGAGGCAGAACUAGAUGAACGGCGCAAAAGGAGGCAAGAAGAAUGGGAGAAAGUUCGAAAACCUGAAGAUCCAGAAGAGUGUCCAGAGGAGGUUUAUGACCCUCGAUCUCUGUAUGAAAGGCUACAGGAGCAGAAAGACAGGAAGCAGCAGGAGUAUGAGGAGCAGUUCAAAUUCAAAAACAUGGUAAGAGGCUUAGAUGAAGAUGAGACUAACUUCCUUGAUGAGGUUUCUCGGCAGCAGGAACUAAUAGAAAAGCAGAGAAGAGAAGAAGAACUGAAAGAACUAAAGGAAUACAGAAGUAAUCUCAACAAGGUUGGAAUUUCUGCAGAAAACAAGAAGGAAGUGGAGAAGAAACUGACUGUGAAACCCAUAGAAACCAAGAACAAGUUCUCCCAGGCAAAACUGUUGGCAGGCGCUGUGAAGCAUAAGAGCUCAGAGAGUGGCAACAGUGUGAAAAGACUGAAACCAGACCCUGACCCAGAUGACAAGAAUCAAGAGGCCCCAUCCUGCGUGUCUCUUGGAAGCACCUCCCUGAGCGGCCCCUCCAUCCACUGCCCUUCCGCCGCCGUCUGCAUUGGCAUCCUCCCAGGCUUGGGUGCCUACUCUGGGAGCAGCGACUCCGAGUCCAGCUCAGACAGCGAAGGCACCAUCAAUGCUACCGGGAAGAUCGUCUCCUCCAUCUUCCGAACCAACACUUUCCUUGAGGCGCCCUAGCUCCGGUCCCUCACCACAGGGAGCUCCUCCCCAGCGUGGUCAGUCCGUCCGUUCUGCCUCCAGGCAUUACCUCCCUCAAAAAACUCCUUUGUCUCUUUCCUGUGCACACCGUGACAAUUUUAACCUAAUCUGAAAAUGUGCCAGAAUCCACUUGUGACCCAAACUGUUUGGUUUCUCCUUCCACUCCAGUGCAGAUGACUUACCUGUCCUGCCUCUUCUGAAGUAGUGGGGCAGGGGCAGUCCCAGCAGAGGUUCCACUGACAGUGACCUGGGAGGAUAGGCACCAGCUGGCUUACAGAGGUCUUAUUGCUUUCUCAGUUUUUCUUUUCCUUUCCCAGUAGCACAAGGAAGCGAGAGCAGUUAUUGGACAGGUGUUAUUUAAAGCUUCCUAUAGAUGAAUAUGUUGUUCGGUUCUGCUACAUUGUGGAGCAUGCUGGGGAAGAGAGCUGACCCGGGAUGAAACAGAGCACUUCCCUGGAACUAACCCAUCCUUGAUGUUGUGUGAUGAAGUAAAGAUUAUAAACCAUGUCUGCAGGGAUAUCAGUUCACACCCAGCCUUCACCGUGAAGUUCUUCCUUACUCUUGGCCGUUCCUCUCUGCUCCAUCCCAUCCGAGUCCUGUAGGAAGGGGCUGGUGAUAAGAAAGCUUCCAUCUUCUACUCAGACCUUUUCUCUGCCUGGCAAAUUAUUUUGUGUUUGUUUUUGAAAUAAAGGAUUUAGUUUAAGAUUCUAAACUUCA